AUGAUUAUGUCACUCUGCGAUAAGCCGGAUAAGCCUAAUCAGUCCGAUAAGGCCGUGUUAUCGUCGGAUCCGUUCCAGAGCUUCUCCGGUUGCCCCAUCAUUGCGUGUCGCGACUAUAUCAUCGGGUUUGGAAAGCACCCAGCAAUGGAGACCUCAAGGAAAAAUGCAAGCUCACAGCGAUUACCGCCACCAGCGUUAUUUCAAGGUCCCCCAUCUCACAAUGCUUCCAAUAUCUCCCUUUCAGUACCAUCUGCCCCAAUAGCAGGCAAUCAGCCUCCAACCUUCGACCGAAAUCAGCCAUCAAGUGAUCCUCGUGCGAAAGCUGGAAGCCGGGGCUUACAUUCCCCUUUUCUCUCGAGAAACUCGUCCAAAAAUGAUGUCGACGGAUCAGACGCUAUCUGGCAGGAGAUGCAAAGUGCCUUAUCAGAAGUCGAGUUAAGUGCCGCAACGAGCGAACAUGUAUUUGGCGAGAAGCACGCAGAAGCAUUGGAGGAUCUACGAAUGAAGCAGUUGAAACUCGCUCAGGCCUGGGCACGCAGCGAGGCUGAUGAUGAGGUGGUAGAUUCGAGCCGCAACACUGCGAAUGGGGAGAACACAACUCGACAGCAUGCUUCGGCGGAUGAGGCAAGCACCGACGUUCCGACAAGUGAACAAAAUCCCACUAAGGACCGAGUCUCCUAUCAUGGGCUAGAUGAAGAGACUGAGAAGGAUAUUAUUAUUGCGCGCAAAAGACGCGAGGCGAAUGAUCGUUACUUUGACCGUGUCAACCAAGGAGUCUUAGACGUGGUUGCCAAACUCGAAGAGGUUUCACAGGCAAUGCGAGCUGUGGAGCGGGAAAGUAAAGAUAUUUGGAGUGACAGUGAUAGUGUGACCACAGCAGAUCCCUCAUCAGCAUAG
Messenger RNA from Penicillium angulare, 897 nucleotides. RefSeq names its product DUF5315 domain-containing protein. Bases 1 to 897 code for a protein of 298 amino acids. The record is from RefSeq and is a predicted model, not a curated record. NCBI's taxonomy places the organism in Eukaryota, Fungi, Ascomycota, Eurotiomycetes, Eurotiales, Aspergillaceae. The transcript has a single exon.